This is a messenger RNA of Terrapene triunguis (Three-toed box turtle), 2559 nucleotides long. It is a transcript of the gene SPATA1, whose product is annotated as spermatogenesis associated 1. Bases 553 to 2280 code for a protein of 575 amino acids. The record is from RefSeq and is a predicted model, not a curated record. The transcript is spliced from 15 exons. Lineage: Eukaryota; Metazoa; Chordata; Testudines; Emydidae.
CCCCAGCCCAGGCAGCCAGGGUUUGCUGCGGGGUCGGGGGCGGCGGGGCCUAAGGGAAAUGACGCCACUGUCACGAUACAGUCCCAUAGGUGUCCCGAUAGCGGCGUAGCUCCCUAGGUCCUUCUAUCGUGGCCAUACCCCCGUCCCAGGCCCACCCCAGCGCCAGGUGUCCCGGGGUCGGGGUUCAGCGCCUCCGCUGGAUUUGCUCCGGCCCCUGGAACAAAGGGUGAGCAGGCGUCAGUGACGGUAAUCGUGGCUCCUUAGUGACCCACCCGGGGGGUCUGUGGUGCAGGGCCUCUGCUCGCCCGGCGGUGUUUGAAAAGGGACCGUUACCCAGGAAACCCUUCCCUCGGCCCGGGCAAGGCAAUGCCGUUAGCGCAGGUCUUUUUACUGAGGAUCUUAAAGCACUUUAUGAACAAUCAUUAAUGAAGACUCAGCAGCCAUGGGAGGCAGGAUUUAUCAUAACCCAUACUGUUAAGUAAUGCUAAGAUACAAAAGAAAUUUAAAAAUCCAUCCGGAAUUCAGUGACACCCAAUACAGGCACCAGUGAAUAUGUCAUUCAGUCAAAAUAGACCGCCAACAUCAGAGUUGGUAGAGCUUCAUGUUUUUUAUGUCCCAGAAGAAGUGUGGAACUUCACAUUAAAUACAGUUUCUGCAGAUCUUACUAGCAAAUUCAUUUCAGCUGGAUUUAUAAGGGUGCCUCGUCAUGUCACAUUGAGAGCACUGCGGGAGGAGCUUGGAGACUUCCUGGGUGAAGAUGCUGUUGCAGAUAAGUUUAUAUUUCUGAAACAUAUAGGGAAAAAGCUAGCAGUGGUGAAGGCAAAGCAAGAAACAGAACUGAAACUCAAGUUAUUUGCUCCCCCACAUGCACUUCAUCCCGAAUUAUAUUUGCUCCCUGGAGUGGACCACUUAGAAAUUGCUUAUUCAUUAUCAACAACUCCAGAUACACAGCACUUUAAUGCAGAAUCCCAUAAGUCUCCCCAUGGACCAAGUACUUUAAAUCUUCCAAAGAAAGAGCAUGAAAAAAGUCCAACAUUUCUAGAAAGUCCACAGAAAAAUACUCUCAUGCAGAAUCAGGAAGAUUCUAGUUCUUUAGGAUGGAGUGAGACAGAAAAAGAAAUGAUUUCAGUUUUGCACAUAAAACCUGAACAAAGCCUGAACAACAGGACUUGGGAAAAACAGAUUCCACGUAGAAGGAAAGACCAAAUUGGAUCCAAUGAAUCUCUACGCAUACCAAGUAGUUUAAAUCCCACAAAGUGGGAGUCUGCAAAAAAUCCUACAUCUUUGGAAAGUGCUCAGAAAAAUCAUCUAAGCCAGGAUCAGAAAGAAUCUAAUACAUGUAGGUGGAGUCAAAAAGACAAAGGGACUAUUUCAGGUCAUCAUGUAAAACAGAGCACUGAACAAGCCAAGAACAAUGAGACUCAGGAAAAUCACAUUCCCCCUGGAAGAAAAGAAGAAAUCCCUAUGGUGGUGGCUGAAAAUGUGGAAAAUAGAGGCAAUCUAAAAGCUAUCAGGAUGGGAAGAAACACUGCAGGCGAUUCCGGUAUUCCAGAAUCAUUGGAAGAUGGAGACAAGGAAUAUUUGCACAAUAAGAAAAGCCCUCAGCAGUCUGGAAUUAGAGAAUCUGUGACUGAUAUUGGUAUCAAACAGGAUGAUAAGACAGAUAAGAAUAACAUAAAUCGUCUUGAGUAUUCAAGUCAAUACAUUUCUCCUCCUCCUCCACCGUCUCUUUCUAUAAACAGAUCUCAAGUUCCCAUAUUUCAGACAGAGAAAAGCAAGAUGGUUGAACAACUGAAACAAAUGAAGGCAGAAAGAAGGCACAUGGAAAGAACUAGAGAGGAACUGGUUAAAAAAGCCAAAGGUUUGCUUGAACAAAAUAAGCUGAGGAGAUAUCAUGCUCGUGAUGCAUGGAAAAAGAAAUAUUUUGAAACUAAGAAAGCUACAGCUUCAUUGGAGGACAUUUUAAAUAAACUGCGACAAGAUGUAGAGCUUUACUAUCAAAAGUUACUGUUGCAGCUGGAAGCCAGAGAUAUCAGGAAACGACCAAACAAUUUAACACACAUUGCAAACGCCAAGAACACCACAAUCAUCCAGAUUACAACAGUGCAGCACGAAAUUGAUCAACUAAAGAGAAAGCUGGAUAAUACAAAAAUGAAACUCAUAAUAGAAAUUAAGAUGAGAAAGCAGGCAGCCUCUGAUUUACGAGCAUUGAGAGCAGAGCUGGCACAGAAGAAAAUUCAGUCAUCUUUAAUACUUCAGUCUGAAACACCAGUAUUUUAGAAGGAUCGCAUUACUUGAGAUUGUGUAAUAUAUUUGUAUAGAAGCUCAGCAUGUCAGUAUUGUUUUUAUGUUCCUAUGCUUUUAUUGUAAAGAGACUUUUCAAUAUGUAAGAUAGGAUAAUUGUAUAUGUUAAAAUAGAGGUAUAUCAUGUAUUUAAAAUGCCUUAAAAUAGCUCAAGCUAAUAAUUGUAACUCAGUUGUAAUUCACUUAUACUCAUAAAACAUGCAGUUUAAUCUAUUAGCGUGUUUAUUUUUUACUAUAAGCUAAUCAAAUGUAAAG